GAAAAAAGAAGAAAAAAAAAAAAGAAAGGUGAAGUUUCAAGCAAAAAAGGGGCCUGUACUCCUUAUUUCGUCCCCACCACCCAUCAGCUGCGACAACAUGAUGUGAAAAAUGUGGAGCUCAACCCAGAUUACACUUGUAGCCAAUCGAUCACUCGGCUUAACCAAUCACAACCGCUCUUUGUCUUCUAUAUGAGUUCGCUGCAUGAUUUACAACGCAGGAGGAGUCUGAAGAGCCUCAGAGAUGGUGCCACUCUACCUGCUCGUUCUCUGUCAAAUAUGUCAGGUGGCAGCUGUUUACGACAUGAUUCAGGACAGUGGAGUCAUAACAGCCAGAGUUGGGGAGAACGUGACUUUACAAUGUUCUAGUCAAGACAAUACAGUCACAUUUAUUUACUGGUAUCAGCAAAUCCUGAUGGGAAAACCUCAGCUGAUAUCAGUCAGGAUGACGCAGAAGUCAGAAGUUACCAUUUCUGCCGAAUACCAAGACAGGUUUAAAGUCGUUAUGCAAAACAAAAAAGGCAUCAAUGAUCUCAUAAUCUCAGAUCUUAAAGUGUUCGAUUCAGCAGUGUAUUACUGUGGGAUACUGCACUUUAAUGCUGUAGAGUUUGGACAGGGGGUUUUCCUUCAUGUGAAAUCAUCUCAGUCCAACAUCCAACCCUCCAUCCAUCAACCGGCAUUGAUGCCACUUCAACUGGGGCAGAAUGGAAACUUGAGCUGCAUAGUGAACUCUGAACCCUGUGCAGGAGGGCAAAUGUUUUACUGGUUAAAGCAAGGUGGCUCUCAGCCUGCAGUGGUGUAUCCCGGUGAAGGAUGGUGCAGCAAUGAGGGAAGAAAUUGCACUUCACACUUCCUGGUGAAGUCUGCAGGGUCCUCUGAUCCUGGGACCUACUACUGUGCCGUGGACAUCUGCGGGAAGAUUGUUUUUGGAAACGGAACCAAGGUGGAAAUCGAAGAAUCUCCCAAUAUCAACUGUUUGCUAGUGUAUUCACUGAGCGUCGUAUUGGCGGUAUCCGUUGUUGUGCUCCUCGUCCUGGUUUCUAUGAUGUGCAAGCUGAAAAAUAAGACGUGCUCUGACUGCAAAGGAACUGUUUCUCAGCACACAUGCUCUGCAGGCUCCAAUGAUCCUAACCAAGAUGCACAUGAUCUUCAUUAUGCUGCCUUAAGUGUGGGAAGGAACACCGAACGUCAUUUUCCGGAUAAUCCACCUGCCUGUGUGUACUCUGGACUGAGGAUCACAAAAGACUGAAGAACCACUUUGCAGUCUCAGAGGAAUGGAAUAAAUUCCCACAACAUGUUAUUAUGUUCUGAAUAUGCAAUUAAAAAUUUUGUGGACAGAAAUUAAACAUAUUCUUUGUCUAUAGUACUUGUUAACAGGUGGAAAUACCACAUCAUUGUUGAAAGUAUCAUUUUGUGGAUAUUAUCUGCACACCUGCAUUGACAGAUUAUUAAAAACUUUGA
Messenger RNA from Salarias fasciatus (jewelled blenny), 1458 nucleotides. RefSeq lists its product as uncharacterized. Gene Ontology annotation, biological process: response to bacterium. The transcript has 5 exons. The record is from RefSeq and is a predicted model, not a curated record. Bases 242 to 1246 code for a protein of 334 amino acids. Lineage: Eukaryota; Metazoa; Chordata; Actinopteri; Blenniiformes; Blenniidae.